Amoebophrya sp. A25 is the source of this 1770-nucleotide messenger RNA. The record is from the annotation of a GenBank genome assembly. NCBI's taxonomy places the organism in Eukaryota, Dinophyceae, Syndiniales, Amoebophryaceae.
CCCGUCGCGUGCAUUCCACUUGGAGAAAGACGAACGCAAACAAGAAGGGUGUUUGAGACGACUUCUUGAAGAACAGAUGAUUCCUGCUUUACCUGUGUCUAGCGGAAGCGUUGACGAUGAUAUGAUUGUCCUUGACGAUUAUCAUGAUGAGGACACCGCUGCCAAUGGUGCCACUGCACUCCCAGUCCAAGCACAAGAUCUAGGAGAUAAUCGAGGAUCUCCACCAUCAAAAGCAAAGGACGUGCAACUCGACAAAAAUGAAGAUAAUCAUGAACAGCGGCAGCUUUCAGAUCCUGGUCUCAGGCAAGCAAUGGCCCUGCUAGCGUCAAUGCCUCCGAAUGAGCGCGCAUAUGUCAUCUUCUUAAAUAAGGACCGAGGCGAAGGCGAUGAAAAUAAGAAGGAAAGUAAGGAGAAAGAGAAAGAUGAUAGCGAGCUUGAAGAAGAUGUGCAAGAAUUUCAUACUCCACCAAGCUCUCCGUCUCCUAAACCUAAUCCUAUCCAGACGAGUUUUUUGAUUGAGAGGCACCAGAACGAUGAAGACCAUCAUGAGGACAUUUUUUACAGUCCAUAUGCGUCUCCAGUGACAUCAAGGAGGCCGACUUCUAUUGAUGAUGCACAGUCGCCGCCCUCGUCACCAGUUUCAUAUCUCCGGCAAGGCAAGGAAGAUCCAGCAUGUGGGCUCAAAAAGAUCAUGCCGACCCCUUCUACUGCUCCACCGACGUCAAAUGAUGCCGACGAUGGUUGCACUUCCAUGGCUCCUGAUGUAGGAGCUGCAACUUCUACCUCCUCAGCAUCUUCGAGCCCUAUUGCCGCAAAAGAGGACCAGCAAAAAGAAGAAGCAGAACAAUCUCUUCUGGAAAAGUUGCGUGGGAUUCAACUUAUUUACCAAGAAGACAUCCUUCUGACACAGUUGGAGUUUCGUGUGUCAUUGUCCGAAGGUGGUCGCAGCAAUUCUUGGGGUGAUGUUUGGGAUGACUGUGCGAGAUUUGAAGUUUUUGUCCUCCUUGAGAGUGCAAAUAGCCUACGCGUCUUUUCCGCUGUGCCACUGGGAAGAUCUUCGUCUAUCGCAUUUGAACCUCAUAAUCCUUUUGUUGCUGAUGGUAAUAUAAUCCAUGAUCGUCCAGUAGUUCACGGACGAAGAGACGGCGCUUUAUUCCGGGAAGAAGUUAGCGAAGCAACAGUGAUGGUCUGCAACAUACCCACAAACUUGUUGUUGGACGAUGCGCAUCAUGAGAGCUCUCCUCCGUUGUUUUCAGUCGCCGACUUAGAGGAGGUCUACUUCUUGACCGAAAGUCAUGGCUGUAGUGAAGUAGAUCGAGGUUUUAUGAAAGAAGAAAGUGUGCUCACACGCAAAAAAAGUGGCUAUUUUCCUACUUGAAUCCUAGCCAAUUUCUUGAGUGUGAGUGCACUUUCUCGCUUCAUAGGUUUGAUUGUGGAACGCGCCCGCGCCAUGGAUGCUGUUUUGCAGGAUAGUCGAAGAGUUUUGAGAUGUGAAGAUACUGACCUGGUGCUGCAAGAUUGCGGUCGUGGCGGCAGUGCUGCUGCGACAAGAAACACUGGUCCUCCUGAGUCAGAAGUUGUAUCAUCUGGUGCAAGUAGGAGUAGACAAGCUUCCAAAAAGGCUCGAGUUAGAGAGUUACGCGUACUUGUGAGGGUCCAUGCCUUGCGUGGAUGUGCUCCAUCGUGGGUGCCGUUUGAGCUUCAAGGCUUAAUCCACAUGCAGAAAGCAGAUAUUGCGAAUGACCUCUUCCGCAUGGAUUAGUAGUAAGC